AUGUAUGUCACCCAGAACCUCUACUCUUUUGAACCCUUUGCUGAUGCAAGUGAAGGUAAUGAUCUGUUUCCUGCUGGGUCUGAGAAUUAUAUCCACAUAAGAAUUCAACAGAGGAACAGUAGGAAGACCUUUACUACUGCCCAAGGCAUCGCUGGUGAUUACGAUAAUAGGAAACUAGUGAAGGUGUUUAGGAAGAAAUCUGCCUGCAAUCGUACUACAGUUGAGCAUCCGGAAUAUGGAGAAGCGAUUUCGUUGCAGGGUGACCAACACAAGAACACACGCCAGUUCCUCACAGAGAGUGGACUGGCUAAGGACGAUCAGUUGAAGGUUCGUGGGUUUUACUUGUCACAAGUUUAUAAACCUCAUGGAAGCGAUAAGAAGAAAAGUAAGGCAGAUCCAGGGUAA
Molecule: messenger RNA, 405 nt
Organism: Phyllostomus hastatus (greater spear-nosed bat)
Lineage: Eukaryota; Metazoa; Chordata; Mammalia; Chiroptera; Phyllostomidae
Product: eukaryotic translation initiation factor 1-like
Exons: 2
Coding region: 1-405 (134 amino acids)
Biological process (GO): translational initiation
Cellular component (GO): eukaryotic 43S preinitiation complex
Molecular function (GO): RNA binding; ribosomal small subunit binding; translation initiation factor activity
Source: RefSeq, a predicted model, not a curated record